Quercus lobata is the source of this 806-nucleotide messenger RNA. RefSeq names its product PLAT domain-containing protein 3-like. NCBI's taxonomy places the organism in Eukaryota, Viridiplantae, Streptophyta, Magnoliopsida, Fagales, Fagaceae. The record is from RefSeq and is a predicted model, not a curated record. The transcript is spliced from 2 exons. Bases 90 to 659 code for a protein of 189 amino acids. Gene Ontology annotation, molecular function: protein binding.
CUCUAUAUAGGUGCUUCCCUUCUGACACCCUAUAAACAUCAUCUUUUGCCAAAGAUCCAACGCAGAAGAAGGGGAAUUAAGAAACAAAAAUGGCGAACGGUGGUUGCUCCAUCCUCCUCAUUGCUCUCUUCCUCUUUGCGACCACAGGAGACUCCACUAAGGAGGAAUGUGUGUACACCCUGUUCGUGAAGACAGGGUCAGUGAUCAAAGGUGGUACAGACUCCAAGAUCAGCCUCACCCUUGGCGACCCUUCAGGCAGGUCUGUGUCGGUUCCAAAUCUAGAAUCAUGGGGGCUAAUGGGUCCUAAACACAACUACUUCGAGCGUGGCAAUGUGGAUAUAUUCAGUGGCCGAGGACCUUGCAUUGGUGCAUCGGCCUGCAGACUAAACCUGACCUCGGAUGGUUCUGGCUCGCACUCCGGUUGGUUCUGUGACUACGUUGAAGUCACAUCCUCAGGGCCUCACAAAGCAUGUUCACAGAGCAUCUUCUACGUUGAUCGUUGGCUUGCCAGUGAUGCUCCUCCGUAUAAGCUUAGCGUUGUUCUUGAUGGGUGUGACACGUGGAACAAUGCUGCAGAAAAUGACUCAAAUCAGCGCAGAAAUAGUGGGCGCUUUGCCGUUGGGAAUCCCAAAACAUUUGCUUAUUCCGCUUCAGAAUAGAACAAUGUGGAGAUGUAAAAGCAGAGAUUUUGGUGUUAUUUUUUGGGAUAACUAUGAUGUUUUGUGUGUGAUGACCUUGUGAGUGUGACUCGGAUGCCUUCUAAUGCAAAUUACUAUUUUAGAAGCCAUCCUUCUUCUUUCUUUUGU